AGAGAGCCGCUCCGCCCGGAUGAGAGGGCAGGGGACCGGGGUACAGGACCGCACCGGACCCGUGGAACUCUCCCGACGCCGUUUGACGUGUUUGGCAUCGCCGCUGACCGCGAUCUGACGCUGUUUCCGACACGUUUGCGCGCAGUUUACGAGCGGAAAGACGCGCUUCUGGUGCUUCUGCUGCAGCUGCGGGUUCGAGGUAACGGUGCGCGGAGCCGGACGCGUACGCACGGAGCGGAGCGGAGUUUAAAGACUGGAAUUUGGAGUGGAAGUGCACCAGCGCCGCGGCCCAGAGCAGCAGACAGAGGAGCAGUGAAGAGCCGUGUGAGGGGCAGAGGAGAAGCUCCUGUGUUCCUCGGCAGUGGAGGAGUUUGGAGGAGACCAGGUCUGAAGAAAAACAGGACCAGACCUGAGCCCGGACCUGAGCCCGGACCUGAGCAGGGGAGAGGUCUGAGCCAGACCAGAUCUGUGCGGAGGAGAGGAGGGGUCUGUAGAGCCUGGAGCGGGGAGAGGACUGCUCAGACAAGUACAGCCGACUUGUGCGGAGUCGUUUUCCAUCAUCAAUCGCGGCUGAGGGAGGAGGCGGAGCCAUGGGCAAACAGAACAGUAAGCUCCGCCCCGAGGUGCUGAACGACCUGAGGGAGAACACGGAGUUCAGCGACCACGAGCUGCAGGAGUGGUACCGCGGCUUCCUGAAGGACUGCCCCACGGGACACCUGACCGUGGACGAGUUCAAGAAGAUCUACGCCAACUUCUUCCCCUACGGAGACGCCUCCAAGUUCGCCGAGCACGUGUUCCGCACCUUCGACACCAACGGAGACGCCACCAUCGACUUCAGAGAGUUUAUUAUCGCCCUGAGCGUCACCUCGCGAGGAGGACUGGAGCAGAAGCUGCGCUGGGCCUUCAGUAUGUACGACCUGGACGGAAACGGCUACAUCAGCAGGGCCGAGAUGCUGGAGAUCGUACAGGCCAUUUAUAAGAUGGUGUCGUCAGUGAUGAAGAUGCCCGAAGACGAGUGCACCGUGUAA
Molecule: messenger RNA, 1028 nt
Organism: Boleophthalmus pectinirostris (great blue-spotted mudskipper)
Lineage: Eukaryota; Metazoa; Chordata; Actinopteri; Gobiiformes; Gobiidae
Product: hippocalcin-like protein 1
Exons: 6
Coding region: 591-1028 (145 amino acids)
Molecular function (GO): calcium ion binding
Source: RefSeq, a predicted model, not a curated record